GGCAAAUGACACAGUGUUGACAAGACUAGUGUAAGUUACAAAGCACAUAUCCAAUGACAGUGGGCACAAGUGAGGUGCACAUUAGGGAGAGGAGCGUACAGGACGAAGCAGUCUAGGUAACAAAAAGUGGUUCAUCUUUGCAGUUUUACAAGCAAACCAGUAAGACUGAUGGUCUGUGGUCUUUAACGAACCAUGACGUCUAAAGUAGAUAGUCCUCCAACCUAUGAAGAUGCACUGCAACAUCCCAAGUUUGAGCCCAACCAACCUCAGCAUGGGUCAGCUGAGCCGCUGCCUCCAUCCUACAGUGCUGGUCCUGGCAUGUACUCCAGCAGCCCUCCAAGUUACUGGGCACAGGCUGGCAUGUGGUCAGCGCCUGACCUCUCUCUAUCUGGAAUGCCCACCACAAUAAAUACUCUGUCUGCCGGGGUGCCAGCAACAAACCCAAGAGAAAUGGAGAGUUUUCUGAACUCGCAGUGGGAGAGUACAUCCGUUCGACAUGCUUUCAUCAGAAAGGUGUAUUUAAUUUUAGCUGCUCAGCUCACUGUCACCUUUUCGGUUGUGGCAGUCUUUACAUUUGUUGAUCCAGUGAAGAUGUUUGUUAUCAGGUAUCCUGGAAUCUAUUGGGCAUCCCUUGUGGUUUAUUUCAUGGUUUACUGCAUUCUCCUCUGCUGUAAAGAGCCAAGGAGGCGUUUUCCAUGGAAUCUGGUGCUGCUGGGAGUAUUUACUGUUGCCCUGUCUUACAUGUCUGGAACAAUUUCAAGCUAUUAUGAAACAAAAGCGGUCUUUCUGGCCAUGGGAAUAACAGCUGUAGUUUGUAUAACUGUCACAGUCUUCUGCUUUCAAACCAAGGUUGACUUCACUUCCUGCGGGGGAUUUCUCAGUAUUGCCGCCAUUCUGCUCGCCAUCAUCGGGGCAGUAACAGCCAUCGUGCUCUUCUUCCACUACGUGCCUUGGCUUCAUAUGCUUUAUGCUGCCAUUGGAGCCAUUAUUUACACAUUGUUUUUAGUAUACAACACACAACUUCUCAUCGGAAACCGGGAGUUGGCGAUAAGCCCAGAAGAGUAUGUUUAUGGAGCUCUGUCUCUCUACAUUGACAUUGUUCACAUCUUCCUCUUCAUCCUCCAAAUCAGUGGUUCUGCAACCGAAUAAGGUCUUGAAGAACACGCAACAGGUCUCCAUGGAGGCUUGACCAUACAUUACUGUUAACUAGUAAUAAUCCAUGUACCUUGUGGUCAUUCGUUUUUUUAUUUUCUCCUCAUUUCAGAAAAAUAGGAAAUUUCCAUUCUUCUUUUGCUACUUAUUUUGCGGUUGAAAUGGGGCCUUGUGUCCCAUGGCGCUAAUAUUGACAAAUACUGUUUAGCAUUUUAUUAACUAGUGCAAAGAUUUCAAAACCUACAGACUUGGAAACCCAACACGCCGUACCUUGUUGAUCACAUGACCAUUAAAAUAACAAAGGUGGAGGUUUGCAGAUUUUUUCAGAUGUUUUAACAUGUUUCGAAAUUACCACUAACUAAUAUUACAGGGUCCCUACAGAGUUCCAGAUAAAUUUAAGACUCUUAGACGUAGUUAAGACCAUUUUUUAAAAACCUACUACCUUUUUCACAGCCAUAUCGACCAAGAAAAACAAUCUGUGAAUUUGUGUUAAUUUAUUGCUCAAAAGUGGAAAUGUGGAAUGUGUGCAGGAUGUAAGAAUGCAGCAUACUGAAACUGAAUAGGCUACUCACACGACACUACUACAGUGCAGGCACAGACCACAGACAACAGGCCAAGUAGAGGUGUUUUCUUUCGCAUUAGUAUUUAGCGUGGCGAUCGUCAUCUUAAACUCUUGGGCAACCAAAACACCUUUGCGUUCAUGGUUGUUGUGGACCCAAACGAUGUGCGUAGAUCCACUCUCGCAGAUCCACUAGCGAUCGUAGCUGGGCUGGGAUGCAGGGGGGGCUGCAGCACUAGCAGCUAGCUGGCUAGUGUUAGCAACUGUCGGUCGCUUCCAUUAGAAGCUAAAGCCAGCCAGCAAGCUGGGGUCUCUUCAGGCUCAUUAGCAGCUGGCUGGCUUAAACAAGGCAGAUUGAAAAACGCCGGCAAUGGAGGGAGUUUGUUUCUUUCCUCUCAUGGAGGUUAUGGGCUUGGACAAUUUAGCAUGGGACUAUAGCGCCUUCAUGCCCAUUGUACCAAGCUGAAUUUGUUUUUGCAUACGAUGCAAAAAGCUUCAAACAACCUGCUAUCCACUGGUUUGAGCCAAAGGCGAAAGGAUUGUUUACUCAACCAAGCUUUGUUGAAUUUUCAUUUCCCCAUCUCUCUAAUAUGAAAUGAAUGGCUAGGUGUGAAAAAAAUGGCGUCUGUAUAGCGUAGAGCAUGACAUUUUGUUGGGACUCCUGUCGUGAAACAGGAUUCAGGAUUUGGGACAGGGCGUGAAUGAAAGUCAACGGGAGCGACAUCCAUCUGUAGAAUAAUAGUGAUCUAUUUCAGCUGGUCGCACAGCAAAUUAAAGAAGUAGGCAUAUUUGUAGCCAUCUUUCAGUGACCCAACGCUGUUUUGACUUGGAUUAGCAAGUCAAAAGAACUCCACAAUAUCCCAUAAUCCAUCAGUGCUUGCAAUCAACGAUUUUGACCCGUAGCUGCGUUGGGUUCUCAAUGAUUGGCUCCUCCACCCUAUUUAUUUAUUUAGGCUAUGUUAUUUACCGUAAUCAAAAUAACAAAUGACACUGUUGAGGAGAAAUGAGACGCGGAGAAGUUAAACAUCAUACAUUUUAAGCUCCAUAUAUGAAAAUUCAAUACUUUUUCCAAGACUUUUUAAGGUAUUUUUUCCCAAUUCAUAAAUUCAAUGAUGUCAAGACUUUUUAAGACCCCGCGGGAACCCCCACUCCGGCCGCAGAGUAAGUAGCAGUCUUCUGGGUCAUGCAAAAUGAACUUGAAGAAAACAAAUGAAAGUCAUAUUUAAUUUCCCGAUUUGUGUUAAAAUAACACAAAAUGGAACAUCAUACAGUAUAAAAGCUAUUUUCCAUUUUUCAAUAACCAAUUAUGAAUCGAGAAACAGAAGACUAUUUAUUCCCCUUUUUUGUUGAGACAUAUAAUACAAAAAAUGUUUCCAUCAUUCUUUUACCAAAAUUAGAAGACAAAACAAAUGACUGAAAGAUACAGAGCCCAAUAACUCUUGUAUUUUUCAUUGCCAGCCGUGAAUGUUUUAAUGUCGUAUUGUUGUUUUGCUGCCAACACUUUAGCACUUUGGAUUGUUGCAGUCAUAUAAAAAAAGACAGCUGACACUUCUUAAAAGAAAUACAAAUUGUCUUUCAAUAUGAUUUCUAUCAAUGUAAUCAUAAGAGAAAAUAAUGGACACAAAGACAAAAGCUUUGUGAUUUGAAAAAUAUUUUUAUAAGUCACAAUUUGUUCUUUUGAUUUGAUUACCAAAAAAAACAACAACAAAAAACACUCAUUUUGUUACAGAUUUACUGUAGGAGACAACGAUGGUUAGUUGGAGGUAGUUAGGACUUGGGCCAGACUUCUUUACUAAGAAGAGAUGCUGACCAGUUGACUAUUGCAUCUUUCCAACCUAACAUGAGUGCACGCCUCCUCUCUUUCCACUGUUAUUUGUUAAGACAUCUGUUCAUAACAAUCAAUAAAGUUCCCUACUGUUGCACCGACUUCGAUCUCGCAUAGUACAAAUUAAUCCAAGUAUCAUGUUAGUGUCCUAAAGAGUGACACUAACCCAUUAAACCAGCAUUGUGUAUUAGUAGUUUCCCAUCACCGUUAUGUGACUUGCCAUCUGUUAAGAAAAAGAUUGCUUGACAUUUUCAAGGUGUCAGGCGUUUGGGGUCGCGGGGGAACAUGGA
Molecule: messenger RNA, 3826 nt
Organism: Corythoichthys intestinalis (scribbled pipefish)
Lineage: Eukaryota; Metazoa; Chordata; Actinopteri; Syngnathiformes; Syngnathidae
Product: protein lifeguard 3-like
Exons: 12
Coding region: 193-1149 (318 amino acids)
Biological process (GO): negative regulation of apoptotic signaling pathway
Cellular component (GO): endoplasmic reticulum; Golgi apparatus
Source: RefSeq, a predicted model, not a curated record